GCUUGCAUGAUCGGGUGUGCUUUUUCGUUUUCGUUGAUCGGAUGGAUGAUGUGGCGAUGAUUUGCUAAUCUGGGUAUGUGGAAAGAUCGAAUUUUUGGUUCAUCCGUUCGUGCAUCAUCUGUGUUUGAACUUCAUCCUGUCGGUCUGGGUCUUUUUUGCAAAAUUUGGUUUGCUUUUGGUUUGCUUUUCUUUUUAUUUCUUCUGAUGGUACUUGAUUUUGUGUUUGCUGGGAUUGAGUUGAGAUUGCGUGCAAGGAGUUCCUGUUUUUCCUCAGCUGACAUGAGAAUCUUUUCCUUUUUGGGUUGUUUAAGGCAAUGGAAUAUCCUUUAAAUGGAAGAUUAGCAUUCUUUCUUCCCAAGUUUUCGUCUUUCGGGGUGCCGAAAUUUGUUUUUCUUUGGCCAGGAUAUGUUCAAUGUUUUGCCACUGGAGCCUAUUUUGCUUUCAUCAGCAUUUUCUGCUAUUCUGCUCCCUCGUUGUUGGAUGUUUGCAAAAGUUACCCUUUCAACCAAGCAUGAUCUGCGCUUCAUUUCGAUGGAGAGGUCUCAAACUUGAAGCUUGUUGAUACAUAUAUCAAGCAUUUUGAAAAUUUCUGAGUCCACAAAGCUUGGCACUGCCUCGUUUAGCAGUGCCCAUGGAUGCCACCGCAAGUGAAAGCCAAGCUAUACAGUACCGUGACAUUUCUGACCAGCCAGUCGCUGCAGUCGUGGCAUCUCCUAUUCGGACAUUUCAACGCCAAACACGGCACUGCUUUGGGGACACUAUCCCUGGAGAAUUCCCAUUGGCUGCUAGUCCUUCCAUUGUUCUUCACGUCCUUACGUCAUGUAAUUUCACUCCGCAAGAUCUCGCCAAGUUAGAGGCGACCUGUUCCUUCUUCAGGCAACCCGCAAAUUUCGAUCCUGACCAAGAAUUGUCAGUGACAGAGAUUGCUGCUCUGGACAUGUGCCAGAAGAGAGCUAUCUUUAAGCCAAUGACACCUGAAGAGCGCCAAGAUUUAAAGCGAAAAUGCGGGGGUUCCUGGAAACUAGUUCUUUGUUUCUUGCUUGCUGGGGAGAUAUGUUGCAGGAGGGAGAAGUCGCAGGCGAUAGCUGGGCCUGGUCAUAGUAUUGCUGUAACGUCUGAAGGAGAGGUGCACACAUUUGGCUCAAACAUCAAUGGGCAAUUGGGACAUGGCACCACCGAAGAGGAAUGGCGGCCUCGGCUGAUCAGAUCCCUUCAAGGCGUCCGAAUAAUCCAGGCAGCUGCAGGAGCGGGCAGGACAAUGCUGAUUAGCGAUGCAGGUCAGGUUUAUGCCUUUGGGAAGGACUCAUUCGGCGAAGCGGAAUGGGGGGGCCAAGGAUCUAAUCUUGUCACAACACCACGGCUAGUCGAAUCGUUGAAAGGCAUCUUCGUGGUUCAAGCUGCAAUUGGAAAUUUCUUCACAGCCGUGUUAUCUAGAGAAGGCAGGGUUUAUACAUUCUGCUGGGGAACUGAUGGCAAACUUGGACACCACACCGAGCCAAAUGAUGUGGAGCCCCGCCCUUUAUUGGGUGCUCUGGAGAAUGUACCAGUGGUGCAAAUAGCCGCAGGAUAUUGCUACCUUCUUGCACUGGCUUUUGAGCCUAGUGGCAUGUCGGUGUACUCCGUUGGGUGUGGCUUGGGCGGAAAGCUUGGACACGGUGCAAAGACUGACGAGAGGUACCCUCGCUUGAUUGAACAAUUUCGGCAUUUGAAUGUUCAACCCAUGGUGGUUGCAGCUGGAGCUUGGCAUGCCGCUGUGGUUGGGCGGGAUGGACGGGUCUGCACCUGGGGAUGGGGUCGUUAUGGUUGCUUGGGACAUGGCGAUGAAGAGUGCGAAUUGGUCCCUAAGGUUGUGGAAUCGCUGAACAAUGUCAAAGCAGUUCAUGUUGCGACGGGGGAUUAUACGACAUUUGUGGUGUCUGAAGCGGGUGAAGUUUACUCUUUUGGCUGCGGUGAAUCUGCUAGCCUUGGACAUGUUGCCAUCGUCGAUGCACAGGGAAAUAGGCACACAAACGUGUUGAGCCCCGCGCUCGUGACAUCGCUGAAGCAGGUCAACGAGAAGAUUGUACAGAUUAGUCUCACUAACUCUAUUUACUGGAACGCGCACACCUUUGCGCUCACCGAAUCAGGAAAGCUCUAUGCGUUUGGAGCAGGAGACAAGGGGCAGCUGGGCAUAGGCCCCAUCGCCAACCAGACCGAAAAGCAAAAUCCCGAGCAGGUUGACGUAGACCUAAGUUAAGAAAACCGAACUGAUUUCCGUUGACAUUCUUUUAGCACCAUUUGUGCAUAUCUUCUGUGUACAUAGGUUUAGUCCUUAAUUAGGUAGGUGGGGACUUUGCAAAUACUGACUUCAUUUUAUGGGGAAAGAACUGGACUGAUGUUUUAGGGUUCUCCAAUUGUGAAUAGCUGGAUGCAAGAUUUGCUCAGUUUCAUUCAAUGGAUUGAUGAAUUUGAUUUUA
Messenger RNA from Syzygium oleosum, 2456 nucleotides. RefSeq names its product ultraviolet-B receptor UVR8. The transcript has 7 exons. The record is from RefSeq and is a predicted model, not a curated record. NCBI's taxonomy places the organism in Eukaryota, Viridiplantae, Streptophyta, Magnoliopsida, Myrtales, Myrtaceae. The coding region runs from base 632 to 2236 and encodes 534 amino acids.